Molecule: messenger RNA, 825 nt
Organism: Aspergillus thermomutatus
Lineage: Eukaryota; Fungi; Ascomycota; Eurotiomycetes; Eurotiales; Aspergillaceae
Exons: 2
Coding region: 1-825 (274 amino acids)
Source: RefSeq, a predicted model, not a curated record
AUGCCCCGACUAUUCCCAUCCAACCCGGAAGAGGUGAUGGUGAUUCGAAACGUCACCUCCGACAUCAUCACCAUGAGUCUGCCAUUCGCACGAUUUGGACGUUUCAAGUUUGGCGGACGGGGAACACUGGUCAAACUGCCCUCAGGCUCACUAGUCGUCUUCUCCCCGGUCAACCUCACCCCCGAAGUCCGCGAGAUGAUCUCUCAGAUGGGCCGGGUAAAAUACAUCGCCGCACUAGAUCUCGAGCACCACAUCCACCUCACCUCGUGGAAAGAAGCAUACCCCGACGCCGAGAUCAUCGCCCCGGAAGGCCUCUGGGAGAAACGGCAGAAGAACCCAGCGCACCAGAACACGCCGUUCACGCACAUCUUCCGGAAAGAGGACCAGCAUCAAGGAUCCCGCAAGAUCUCGGAGGAAUUCGACGCGGAGUUUGAGACUGAGUACGUGUACGGACAUCCGUCGCGGGAGCUAGUCUUCCUACAUAAGCGGUCGCGCACGCUCAUUGAGGCGGAUCUCAUGUUCAAUCUCCCGGCUCGGGAGCAGUACUCGCGGACGAAGGAGGGCGCGACAUCGGGGAUUUUUGCCAAGAUCCUCAACCCGGUGAUGUCGGCGGAGCCGCCGGCGACGUGGCAGAAGCGGUUUGUGUGGUAUAUUCUGUCGAGUGCGGAUCGGAAGGCAUUUACGGAGUCAAUGAGGAGGAUCGAUAAGUGGGAUUUUAAUCGGUUGAUUCCGUGCCAUGGGGAUAUUAUUGAGAGCGGUGCCAAAGGGAGUUUCCGUACGAUCAUGGAAUGGUUCUUGGAGAAUGAGAGGAGAGGGUCUACCUGA